Aspergillus piperis CBS 112811 is the source of this 751-nucleotide messenger RNA. RefSeq lists its product as uncharacterized. Bases 150 to 569 code for a protein of 139 amino acids. NCBI's taxonomy places the organism in Eukaryota, Fungi, Ascomycota, Eurotiomycetes, Eurotiales, Aspergillaceae. The record is from RefSeq and is a predicted model, not a curated record. The transcript is spliced from 3 exons.
AUCAUCAUGCCCUCGCCAGCUUGUAGGCGUCUAUAUAACCUCCGGGCUACUCCGGAUCGGAGCUGUCCUCUUCAUGCUCUUCCCAUCAUAGCAAUUCCAACUCCAUCUCCAGUUCCUCCAUCUCUUUCGUUUCCAUCGCCAUCGCCAUCAUGAAGUUCACUUUCGCCGCCAUCACUGCCUUUGCUGCCACAGCAUUGGCCCAAAAUGUCCAGAUUGCCUCUCCCAAGGCUGGCCAGACUGUGCAGGCAGGACAGCAGGUGACGGUCCAGAUUGAGCGCCCGACUCCCCCCACCAACGUCGAGGAAAUGGCCAUCGCCAUCGGCCUGCAGUCCUGCGCCUCUGCCACCUGCUACCCGGCCUCGGAGGUCCUGGGUCAGGUUCUGUACAAUGGCGCUUUUGACCCCGAGUACCACGAGUGGUAUUUGCCUCAGUACCAGAACUUCACCGUCACCAUUCCCGAAGGUACUGCUUCGGGCAAGGCCGUGCUGGGUGUUGCUCAUGCCUCCCUUAUUGGGGCUUCGUUUGAGCCGUACCUCCAGACCCUCAGCCAGAACAUCACGAUCGCAUAGUUUGGUGGAGUAGAUGUACAAAGGGGGAAUUAAGGGGAGCAUAAUAUUCUCGCACGGCUGAUAAGUCUGUGUACAUAGCAAUUCAUGAAUCAAGUCGAGCAACUCUUCGAACAGUACGCGCAAUCUGCACCCGAUGAUAUAGCUCGUCCCGGAUGGUGGUGAUUUAGCGCCAAUCACGCCAU